This is a messenger RNA of Aspergillus steynii IBT 23096, 1815 nucleotides long. Its product is annotated as acyclic terpene utilization AtuA family protein. The record is from RefSeq and is a predicted model, not a curated record. The transcript has 4 exons. The coding region runs from base 1 to 1815 and encodes 604 amino acids. Lineage: Eukaryota; Fungi; Ascomycota; Eurotiomycetes; Eurotiales; Aspergillaceae.
AUGACCGUUAACGCAAAGAACACCCUCCGCAUCGCCUCUGCCUCCGGGUCAGUGACCGACCGACGCCAUGGACUGGCAGAGUUGGCUCGGACAGAGAAUGUCCAGUUUAUCGUGGGUGACUGGAUGUCCGAAUAUAACAUGACAACUCGCGGUGGGGCGAAAGUGAAUAGCAAUCAAGUGUCAUCGGAGUUCGAGACAUCGUUCUUGGAAUCGAUUGAGCCUGCGUUGCCGGACCUUACAUCGAGAGGAAUCAAGGUUGCCGUCAACGCUGGGGCUAGCGACACAAAGAAGUUGCAUGAUGCUCUCGUGAAGAUCAUCAAGACCAAGGGCCUUGAUCUUAAGGUGGCUUGGAUUGAGGGUGACGAGGUUUCUGGAGUCCUUCAGAAGGCCAUCCAGUCGGGGAGAGAAUUCACUAGUCUUACAACAGGGAAGUCCCUAUCUGAUUGGGGCUUCACUCCGAUCUAUGCACAGUGCUACAUCGGAGCAUGGGGCAUUGUCGAGGCCUUCGAACAAGAAGCAGACAUCGUCCUAUGCGGAAGGGUGACUGAUGCCUCUCCCACCAUUGCCUGUGCAGCCUACUAUCAUAAAUGGAGCCGAGAAGACUAUGAUCAGCUGGCCCAUGCUUUUGUGGCAGGCCACUUCAUCGAAUGUUCCACCUACGUGACUGGCGGUAACUUUUCAGGAUUCAAAUCUCUUAACGGGUCUGCAGUCGACAUUGCCUUUCCUAUUGCUGAGGUUGGCCCAGCCGGUGACUUUGUGAUGACAAUGCAACAAGGAAAAGAUGGCAUGGUCACAGUGGAUACAUGCAAGGCCCAAUUGCUCUACGAGAUUCAAGGUCCACUCUACUAUAACCCCGAUGUGGUGGCCAUUCUGGACGAUAUUAUCAUUCAGGAGAAGGCAACCAACCGAGUUCACAUUUCCAAUGUGAAAAGUCGCAAGCCACCGCCAACCACGAAAAUCGGCAUCACAGCACACGGCGGCUUCCAAGCAGAGGUACACUUUUUUCUCUGCGGUUUGGACCUUGAAGAGAAAGCCGAGCUCCUGGAAAGGCAGGUGCGACAUCUCCUAGACGAGUCGCAGUAUCAUACCCUAAAGUUCCACGUCAAUGGCUCGUGUCCCGUCGACCCAUCGAGUCAAAAUGCAGCUACAGCGGACCUGCGAAUCUUCGCUCAGUCACACACGGAGGAGGCGCUCUCUUUGUCAAAAUUCCUCCGUCCCUGUACCGACACAAUCAUGCAAAGCUACCCCGGGGCAACAUUUGCUGUCGACACCCGCCAGGCGGCCCCCAAACCAUACUAUGAGUACUUCGUGUCUAUCUUCCCACAGGACGAGAUUGACCAUGUCUGCCACGCUCCGUUCAAGGGAGUCUCGAUCCCAAUUGACCCCCCAAAAGACACAGUACCAUUUAUUCCCGAGCAACCAUCGUACGAGACAGCCAAUCCUUCAGAACUAGCCACGUUCGGUCCCACCACCCGCGCACCUCUCGGCUAUGUAGUGCAUGCCCGAUCCGGCGACAAGGGAUCCGAUGCCAACGUGGGAUUUUUCGUUCGCCAUGCUGAUGAAUGGGAUUGGCUACGAUCUUUGUUGACCGUAGAAAAGGUCAGAGAGUUGCUUGGGAAAGACGAUGUGGGAAAUGACAUCUUUCGGUUCGAGCUGCCAAACAUUUGGGCUGUGCACUUUCUGCUGAAAGAUCAUCUUGAUCGUGGCGUGGCGUCAAGUUCCACAUAUGAUGUGCUAGGCAAGAAUUUGGCCGAGUAUCUCCGCUGUAAGAGCGUAGAUAUCCCAGAUAGGUUUCUGACUCGUGGGAAGAUCUAG